This is a messenger RNA of Folsomia candida, 2385 nucleotides long. RefSeq lists its product as uncharacterized. The transcript is spliced from 8 exons. Lineage: Eukaryota; Metazoa; Arthropoda; Collembola; Entomobryomorpha; Isotomidae. The record is from RefSeq and is a predicted model, not a curated record. The coding region runs from base 148 to 2142 and encodes 664 amino acids.
UGUGUUGGGUGGUGCAAGCAAGCAGCCGCUGAACUGUCGUCCACCCCACUUCUAACAAGUGACUCAUUUGAUGAGUGGCCUUCAAGCAGACCUCCGAACUUUUUCUUCUCCAGAAUUCAAAAUUAAAGAAAUUAUCAUAGCUUCACAAUGGACAAGUCACCAGUGGUAGUGGAUUUGGUGUCAUCUGAGGAGGAGGAAGAUGAAUUAGUGAUUCGGCCAGUGCUACUGGGAAAACGUUCUCGUGUCGUCAGCAGUAGCUCGGAGAGAGAUGAAGUUAUUGAUGAUAACAAUCUGGUUGCCAAAACUGGAGCAAAACGGGUUUCAAGACCGGCUCGAGAUCAGAGAGGUCAACAACAAAGGACCCGGAGUCCACCCCCAACUCGUGCGCCAGGUCCAUCUGGGGUGAUUACUGUAGCAAGAGGGAGUGGACAAGCCGUGACGAUUCGUGUUGUCAGACAAUAUAGAAGAGUCAACAGCAAGAAGUCAACGUUGCCUAACAAAUUCUGGUGCACAUAUUGUGUCGCAGGUUUUCCAAGAAAAGACGCACUGAUCAAGCAUGUAAAGACACAUGAGGGGAAGUUCAAAGGAAAAUCUUACAAGAAUAAGAAGGGGGCUUAUCCAUGCCCGCAUUGCAAUGUGGUGUUUUCUUUCAGCACCAAUCUGUCGAAGCAUAUCAAAGAGACGCAUGUCGUUCCAUCCCAACAAACCAUGACUCUGAAUGAUAUGAGGAGUAUAAAUCCUUUAAAUCACAAUUCAGCGUUGAAGAAUAGGGGCGAGGAUCCGUUGGACCCAAAUAACGAACAAUUUGAAGUGGACGUCAAAUUUAUGCUCAAUUGGGUGAAGGAAUUUGCUGCCGCUAAACAGCAAAAAAUUGACCUCAAACCAACAUCGGUCUAUUUGGCUGCGUCACUUGGCCCAAAUUUUGACCCCAAAAUACAUAAACCAUUCGAGUUUGUCAGGAGCGGAGAUGAGGGGAUCCGAUUUUACAUUGGUUUUAACUCUAAAACAAUUGGACUUAAUGACCAUCAUCUCCGGGUUCCCGAUAAUUCGCCGCUUGGGAAAGCUGACAAGGCUGGAGAAACGUGUGUCCUCCUAAAAACUUGGGGAUUUGAGGGGGGCUGUCAUGCCGAGAAAGUCAAACUUGCUCGUGCUUUGGAGGCAUCCUUGAUAGAAUUUGCCCUUACUAGCGAAGAAUUUAAAUCUAACGAUGGGAGGGAGUGCAAGUUCUACAACCAGCAACGAGAACUGGGUGCGUUCUUUGAAUGCUGCAGUGAGGAACAGCGGAGGACGGCGCUGGAGAAAGCAGUGAAAGGGGUCCCAUUCAUAUGCUGUCAAGAGGACUGUCAAUGCGAGGCGAUUGCACAUUUGAAGAGUGACGAGUGUAAUCCAAUCAAGUUCCCUCUAAAAGAAAAGAAUGUUGUCAGGCCGUUGAACAUUGGCUCGGCCUCAACAAAAUCGCCCCAAACGACGAAAGUGGACAAGAAGAAGAAGAAUCCUCUAGUCACCCCUGUCGAAAUCAAAGUUGAAGUACAUCGUCGUCUGAAAGACCUUCAGGAAAGGAGGCGACAAGACCCCGACCACGAACACCAUGUAUACUUUACGAUUUUGGCAAGAAAACAAGAUUUUCCUGGACUCCACACCGCCCGGGAUGUAUGUAGGGCAAUAAACAAUGGUGGACAUGCCCAGGCCGUAAUUUUAUAUUACGUGGGAAAAGGAGAACGUGAUGGGAUGAACAAAUAUCACAAACAUAGUCCUGACCUCAGUGCCGUUGCAAAGAAAGCAUCAGGUGGUGACUAUUGGGUCAUACAAAUUGCAACCUUCAAGUGUUCUGGCUUAGAGGAAGCGGAGAAGUUAGAAGCAAAGUUGUUGAUGUGUUGUUUACUGCAAGCUCGGAAGAAGAUGACCGGAACAAAUUUCAACCCAAUCAAUAAAGCCAUGCCAUGGUCGGCUUUCAACAAAUUAUCAGACGAGGAGAAACUGCAAUCCGUCCAAAUGGGAGUUGCUGGAGUUUCUCCGAUAACUUUGCAAGGAGUUGUUCCCCAUUUCACAAUGGGAAAAAUCUCAUUUCCCGUCAACUUGGGCCACGCAAUCAAGACCAAUAAGAUUUUGGAUGUCACCAGCGUUGCCCCUUCUAAGGAUUAAUUGUUUUACAUUAUACAUUCAUUUCUGAUUUAUGACAAACUUAUUAAUUUGGACAUAUUUUUCGAAAUAUAAAUUCUGGGUAGUUUGUUAGCAAAUUAAUUGUCUCUUUCCUCCUUCACUGCCACACUCAUUUCCACUUCUACUUAAUAUUUGCCUACUUGAACGUCUCAUUAUAUAUGAAAUUGGGUGUUAUUUUGCUGUUCCUGGUUUUUUAUAUGGUACGCAGUAGAUAUAAAAAUAUGU